This is a messenger RNA of Mercenaria mercenaria, 1120 nucleotides long. Its product is annotated as lambda-crystallin-like. The record is from RefSeq and is a predicted model, not a curated record. Gene Ontology annotation, molecular function: oxidoreductase activity, acting on the CH-OH group of donors, NAD or NADP as acceptor; NAD+ binding. The transcript has 6 exons. Gene Ontology annotation, biological process: fatty acid metabolic process. NCBI's taxonomy places the organism in Eukaryota, Metazoa, Mollusca, Bivalvia, Venerida, Veneridae. The coding region runs from base 106 to 1068 and encodes 320 amino acids.
AAUAGAUAGAUAAAGAUCAGUCCUACUGGAGGAAAGAUCAUUAACUAAGAUCACUUUACUUUGUAUCGUGUUAACUUUAUUAAAAUUUGAAUCGUUUUCCUUCCAAUGGCAGCACGUAAGGAGAAAGUUGGCAUAAUUGGCAGUGGCCUUAUUGGGCGUAGCUUUGCUAUGCUUUUCGCUGCCGCCGAAUAUGAGGUCUGGCUGUAUGAUAUAGAGAAGUCGCAACUUUCUAGUGCAGUUAAUGAAAUAAAAGCACAACUGAAAGAGCUACAGGGUCUCCAACUACUCCGAGGAUCCCUGACUGCAGAACAACAGUUUAACAAUAUCAAUACGACAGACGAUAUUGAGCAAUGUGUGAAGAAUGCCGUUUAUGUACAUGAAUGUGUUCCAGAGCGUAUUGAAUUGAAGACUGCAGUUUAUGCCAAAGUGGAUAAAUUACUGAAUGAUACUUGUAUACUAGCCUCGUCCGCUAGCGCCUUAUUGCCGUCCAAACUAGCAGCAAACAUUCAACACAAGAAUAGAUUCAUCGUUGUACAUCCGACAAAUCCUCCAUUUUAUGCGCCACUUGUUGAAUUGAUUCCCAGCCCAUGGGCAGAUUCCGACGUGGUUCCGACAACAAAAUCCAUUAUGGAAAAACUAGGCCAGGUACCAGUAAUAUUGAAGAAGGAAAUAGAUGGAUUUGUCCUGAAUAGAAUUCAAUAUGCCAUCAUGAAAGAGAGCUGGAGGCUCAUAAAAGAUGGUAUAAUAGACGUAGAAGGUUUAGACAAGGUUAUGAGUGCAGGAUUAGGACGGAGAUAUGCUUUCAUGGGACCAAUAGAAACAGCUUACCUCAAUGCUGACGGGAUGUACAGUUACUCAGAACGCUACGCCACGAUGAUCGAAGGUGUUAUGGCCACAUUCAGAGAGCCAGAUAAGUUUGAUGGACCAGUCCUGGAUCAAAUCCAGUCCGAGAUGGAACAGCUGGUUCCUAUGGAUACGUUACAAGCCCGCAGAAACUGGAGAGACAAGCGUCUAGCAGCCCUUGCUCAGUUACAGAAAAGAAUGGACAAUGAAGAUGAGAAAAAAUGAACUGAUAAUAGUAUGAUAAAACUAGAUAACGUUAAUUAAAAGAAAAGUUGCU